AUGAGCGAUCUGGAAGAACAGGAAGAGUACCGCGAGGACUCGCAGGUUGAGGAGGGGGAAGGCGACGACGACUUUCUCACCCAAUUUCGUGCCGUACUCGACAAACUACGCGAAGCGGGCGACUCAGAGGAGCUCGAGCAGCUGGAGAGUGCCUAUCGCAUCGCGUGCGACCGCGAGCACGACUUCAAGACGGCAGCGGAGAUCGGUCAGAUGCUGGUGCAGAAGAACCAGCAGCUCAUGGAGGAACUCGAGGAGGCCUCCAUCUGGCGAGACCAGUAUGACACACAACGGGACGCCAACAACGAAAUCCUGACCACGCUGGAGCGGCUCGAGGAGGCCAACCACCUGCUCCAGCAGCAGAACCAGGACUACGAGCGAAGCAUGGUCGAACUGCGCGCGAGGUGCGAGGUGUUGCAAAGCGAGCACGUCACGGCGGCCGAGAUGCACAACGCGCUCGAGGAGGAGGUGGAGAAGCUGCAGGACAAGGUGCGCUCGCUCACACUCGAGCAGCGCGUCAACUCGGCCUACAAGGAGAAGACCCGACAACUCUUCGAGCAGGAGUUGACGGAGGAGCUGCAGGAACAAACGGUGCAGCUUCAGAAGGACAACGCCUCGCUCAGGGGCGAUCUCGAGGUGUUGAAGACGACGUCGUCUAAGAGCCAGAACGCCGAGUACGAGGUCAAGCAGCUGCGGGAGCAGGUCAAGAGCCUCAAGGCCAUGCAGGACCAGAACAAGCAGCUCAAGGACAAGCUCGCCGUGAUUCAAGAGGAGCACGCCGACCUGACGAGCAUCGUCGAAGAGAACCAGCGGCUCACCGACGCCGUCAACUCGCUCAUGAAAGUCAACCGGCACUUCCGGGAGCAGCAGGAGAAGGACCAGGCCCUGCUCGAGGAGGCCAACCACAACAUCCAGAGCCUCCAGGUCGCCAUCGAAGAGCAAAAGCUCGCCGACCAAGACUCAUCCCUCGCCAGGGAUCCGUCGCUGGUGGCGCUGGAGCUGGAGCAGCGAGUGCUGGACCUCAUGCAGCGGGUGCUCGACGACGACCCGGGCUCCAACGGUGAGCUCAACAACGUGCUCGAGGCCGAGAUUGCGCGCCGGGCCGACCGCCUGCUGGCCAUGCGCCGGGCCGAGCUCGAGACCCAGUACGAGCUCGAGCUCCAGCGUCAGCUAGCCAAGGCCCGCGAGGACAUCAACAUGAAGAUCAUGGAGAUGCAGAUGGCCAAGAUGGUCGAACGCGGCAGCCACCACGCGGCUGCGAGCGAGUCGGCCAAGCGCGAGCGAGACGAGGGCGAGGGCGAGGGCGCGGCGGACAUGCAGUUGGGCGACGACGAGGCGGCGCAGAGCAGCAAGCGCAAGAAGCGGUCGGACACCAGCGGCACGCCGCCGCCCGUUGCCACCGCACCCGCCACUGACUGGGAACAAGGAUCGCUCAAGCGUCGGAGCACGGACAUGUCGUCGCUGUCCACCCGGCGGGCGGCCGCGAUGUCGCUGCCGCCGCGCAAGAUCUCGCUCGGGUCGGGGCGGUCGACGUCGCCGCGCCGCAUCUUCGAGAAGCUCGCCCAGCACUCGCCCCGCUCGCCCCUGCAGAGCACUGCCACCACCAUCGGCCUUCGCGCGCCGUCGCCCACAAAGCUGGAGCUGCCGCCCAUGGAGGCCCCCAUGACGACGACCACCACCACCGCCGACGAAACUCUGCCUAUGCUCGCCGACGAGCAGCCGACCAUCGAACAAGAGAAAAUCGAACAGCCGCCCGCAACCGAAGAGAAAAUCGAAGAGGAAACUAAAGAAGAAAAGAUGGAGGAGGAGAGCACGACGACCGAGCAGCAGCAGCAGCCCAUGGAGGAGGUGGCAGUGGAGGCCGUCGCCGUCGAAUCACCGGCGCCGGUCGAGCCGGAGUCGGAGCCGGAGCCGGAGCCUGCCGCUAUUGUUGUGGACGAGCCCGAGCCCGCGGUGGAGGAGGUAGUCGAGGACAAGGUCGUGGAGGAGGAGACGAAGCCCGAGGAGCCCACGCCGGCCGAGCCCGCGGUCGUCGAUGUGACGCCCAAGGCCGAGGCCGAGGAGGUGGUGGUGGUGGAGCAGCCGCCCGUCGUCGAGCAGCCGACGGAGGUGGUGGCCGAGGCCGAAAUCCCCAAGGAGGAGGUGCCCGUGCGCUCGCUAUCGGCGCCCGUGGCGCGGAACUCCAUGUCCAUCCUGACCGCUGAGUCGUCGCUCGCUACUGCGGCGUCAGCGGGCCUCACUACGGUGCCGGCUCUCGAGACCGCGGCCUCGCCUGCGGCGCGCCACAUCCCGCCCGCCAAGCCCGUCCCGCCACCGCCCACCGAAGCAGGCGCGCGCCGUAGCUUUGACGACGCGUCGGUCAAGCGACCGCGCUCGAACUCGAUCACGCAGUCGCUGGCCUCGUCGUCCUCGUUCGCCGCCUCGACCCUGCGGGACAAGGUCGACAGCGUCUUCGCUAAGCCCUCGGCCCCCGCCCGCAAGAAGGACCAACGCAAGACCAUCAUGCCCGAAGCGCGAGCGCUGCCGCGACUGCAUGGGCCGGAGGAGGGCUCGAUGUCGCCGUUCAUGAUCUCGUAUCGGAACCCGACGCAGACGCUGUCGCUGUCGCCCCGAGGCGGGAAGGCGGGCACCACCUACACGCUCCACUCGCGCCCGCACACGCCCUCGCUCGUCGAGGAGCUGCUCACGUCGGCCUUCCGGCUCGAGGCCUCGCUCAACCGCAUCAACCUGUUCGCCAUGAACAGCGACGAGGCCAACACCUUCCGCCUCAUCGACGUCAUGACCGACCACAUCGUCCAGCACGUCGUCAAGGCCAAGUCGUUCAACUGCCCGGACGAGCUGCGGCAGAGUCAGAAGGAGGAGGGCGCCCAGGAGCUCCAGCGCCUCCAGUCCCUCGUCAAGCCUGUGGUGAAUCUGCUGUUCUCGGAGUCGCACAACGGGGCGUACCACAUCAACUUCCGCACGUGCCUCAAGCAGAUCAGCGAGGCCAACAGCAAGAUCGCCACCGCCUGCACCCUCUCCUUCAUCGACGACAGCAUCAAAUUCAUCGAAUCGAAGAUCGAUAUGCCGGGCGUGGUGGAGGACGAGGAGCUGCAGCAGCAGUACCGGCACCUGAUCGAGCUGUCGCCCAACAUUCUGGUCAUGUUCAAGGAGGCCCUGCUCAACCCGGAGGACUCGGACCGCAAGCGCGUGCUCCACGCGUCGAUCGAUCUGGCCAAUCAGAUCCGCUUCAAGAUUCAGCGAAUGGGCCGCGCCCGCGAGCUGCCCAUGACCCUGUCCCCGUCGGCCCUGCGCCGCCCCGGCUCGGGCCUGCGGACGAGCGCGGGUGUCGACACGUCGACAGUUGAACAGAUCGUGUCGACGCCGACGCCGAGCUUCACCAGCAGCAGCUCAACGAGCAGCGUCGACGUCGACAGCAGCGAUGGCCGCGACAGCAAGGGCAAGGAGAAGGACCACGAAAAGCCCCUCACGGUGGACAUCGAUCAGUUGAGGAACGAGAUCGCGAUGGAGCUGGAGGACGACGAGCUGCGCAUACUGGCGCGCAUCGACAACGUGGUUGAGCGGCAGCUGCGACUGCUGCAGAUCGAGGAGCGCAAACACAUCCACCUCAUCCUCGACCUCAGGGACAAGCUCAAUGACGCCAACCUCGCGGUGAUGAAUAAGACGAUGCGGAGCGUGUUGAGCUUCAACGAGCUGGUGCAGCUCUCCGACGCCUGCAUCGACAACGUGCUCAAGGAAUCCAAGAAGUUGUUCAAGCUGCCGGGUCUGCGCAAUCCGUCGUUGAUGGCCCUGGCGAUCGAUCUGGUGAUCGAGGUGGCCGUGCUUAUGAAGCGCUGCAACGACUUCUCCGUGGGCAUCAACCAGCCCACGCUCGAAAAGCUCGAGAAGUUCAAGAAGGACUACGCCCUCCGGGGUGUGGCAACGCCAUCGCCGGGCAGGGGAGGCUCGCCCAAGAAGGGUGCACCGGGCGGCGGCAUCCUCUCCUACUUCUUCGGCCGAGGGUGA
Messenger RNA from Acanthamoeba castellanii str. Neff, 4002 nucleotides. Its product is annotated as viral Atype inclusion protein, putative. The record is from RefSeq and is a predicted model, not a curated record. Bases 1 to 4002 code for a protein of 1333 amino acids. Lineage: Eukaryota; Discosea; Longamoebia; Acanthamoebidae. The transcript has 24 exons.